AUGGGCGGGACACAUGUUCCUCACAAGAGGAUGGCCUUCUGCUCCAACUCUCCUCUAAAACCUGAGCCCGUCAUGAAGCGUGUUGAAAUCACGGCGCCCGGUGUUGUGUCGUGGGUCGACCACCCGAAGCCCGAAGCUGGCCCUAAGGACGUUCUCCUCAAAAUCAAAGCCUGCGGUAUCUGCGGCUCAGACAGCCUGUACACCGACCACGGCGGCAUCCCGCCCUACCAGGGCUGUACGCCCCUCGGCCACGAACCAGCAGGAGAAGUUGCAGAAAUCGGAGCGGGCAUUGAGUCACCAGACGUCGAAGUCGGCGACCAUGUCGUGGUAGACACAAUGGUUUUUCAAGACGGCCUCUUGGGCUCGGGCGGUGCGCAGGGUGCGCUGAGCAUACCCUGGCACAUUGCGGCACUAAACGAGCCCAUGGCGGUCGCCCUGCACGCGGUAAACAGGACGAGCCCGAAACCGGGCUGCAAGGUUGUGGUUUUUGGCGCGGGGCCCAUCGGUCUGGGCGCGGUCUUGGGGUAUCGCAGAAAGGGGGCGAGCCACAUUGUAGUCGUGGACGUGGUCAACGCGAGGCUCGAAAAGGCUCUCAAAGUCGGCGCCGAUGCUGUCGUCAACUCAGCUGAAGCUGAAGAUCUGGCGGCAAAGUUGGUCGAGUUGCAAGGAGACGGAGCGACGGCACAGAACCGAGGCACUCGUCCUGGUACCGAUAUCUUUCUGGACGCGGCGGGCGCACCGCCGGUCCCUGCGCAGGUGUGCAAGAUGGCGAAGCGAGGCGCCACAUUUGGGAUAGUAAUCGCACCUCACAAAGUGCCCGUCACGUGCUAA
Messenger RNA from Colletotrichum lupini, 831 nucleotides. Its product is annotated as alcohol dehydrogenase. The transcript has 4 exons. Gene Ontology annotation, molecular function: zinc ion binding; oxidoreductase activity. The coding region runs from base 1 to 831 and encodes 276 amino acids. NCBI's taxonomy places the organism in Eukaryota, Fungi, Ascomycota, Sordariomycetes, Glomerellales, Glomerellaceae. The record is from RefSeq and is a predicted model, not a curated record.